Molecule: messenger RNA, 597 nt
Organism: Meloidogyne enterolobii
Lineage: Eukaryota; Metazoa; Nematoda; Chromadorea; Rhabditida; Meloidogynidae
Source: the annotation of a GenBank genome assembly
AUGGCUAAUCGUUUAAAUCUUACUUAUGAAAUUGAAAAUGUUGAGGUUGAAGGAUGGGGGAAGAGAUUUGAAAAUGAUACAUGGACUGGAGCUUUUGGAUGUUUAAAAGAAGGGAAAGCAGAAAUUUUGGCUGGCGGUUCAAUGAUGACACCAAACAGAAACAAAGCUUUUGAUUUUUCCGAUCCUAUAGGUUACCAAUCUAGUUCUAUAUUAAUUAAAGUGCCAAUAAGAGAAAAUUUUGUUGCACAAAUGUUGGCAUAUGCAUUUGGAUGGAAGAUUUGGCUAUCUAUUAUUGGUUGUUUUGUGCUUGCUGGAUUUGCCUAUAGAUUUAUACAAAAUCAAAAUUUUGGAUUUACAAGAACUACACAAACUAGCAAUAUUUUACUUGCACAUUCUUUGGUUUUCUUUAGAGGAAAAAAAUUUUAUUUAACUAAUCAUUCACUCUCUUCACGGAUACUUAUUGCUACAGUUUGGAUUUGUUCGUUAUUUUUGAUGGCAUUUUUUGGUGCUAAUUUAGUAGCGUUGUUUGCACAUGGCGCUUCUAAACUUCCGUUUGAAAGUUGGUUACCGAAUAUUCUGCUUUUUAAAUUUGGUUAG